Molecule: messenger RNA, 717 nt
Organism: Glarea lozoyensis ATCC 20868
Lineage: Eukaryota; Fungi; Ascomycota; Leotiomycetes; Helotiales; Helotiaceae
Exons: 3
Coding region: 1-717 (238 amino acids)
Source: RefSeq, a predicted model, not a curated record
AUGUCGACCGCCCAACUUUCUUUCACGAACGACGGCUGUUCCACCUACGAAAGUCUCCAAAUAUCUUGCUCUAGUAAAUUCCCUGAGUACAGAGGCCGUCACACAUCACCACCACUGUCCGUUCAAGCAUGCGUUUGCUACGACAACGGUGGCGCUUACAAGCCAGAAAUAUUUGAAGGGGGUGUUAGUUCUUGCUACUCUGCCUUAAACGAGCUCCCUGCAACCGCUUUCACAGACGAUAUCUAUAUGUUAAACAGCAACACUGCAUUUCCUUCGCUAUUUAGCGCUGUGUUCAAUGGAUUUUGCUCGAGCUACGCUACGUAUGGAGCUGCUCCAACACCAAGCGGAUUUGUGUCUGCUACUAAGACGAGGGAAGUGAGCACUGAAACUUGCCCUCCUGGAAGGUCCUGCAACUUGUCUGUUUCAUCUACCUUAUCAUCCACUAUAUCAUCUUCCGUAUCAUCUACCAUAUCACCUACCGAUUCCAGCCUGACAGGUAGCGUUACUAUUUUGCCAAUAUCAACUUCGAUCACUUCGGGCAUCACAUCUGUCGGAUCGACCACCACCCCGCCCGUAGAUUCAACUCUUGUUCCAGUUCCAAUUAGUAGCACCACCAGUAGCCCUGUUUCCUCAGAUGCGGCAAGCUUUGUUAGUCCUCGUCAUAAGCUUUUCGUGAAAAUUGUAUUAUCGUUUUUAAUAUUUUCGCUCGUGUGGUAA